AUGGCCUCUCCCUACCCUUUCAAUACCACUACUAUCACUAAUAAUAAUAACGAGAUGAGUCCCGAAGAAAUACCCUUAGAACCAAGUCCUCCAUUAAGCAGAAGACCUUCUUCAAUCUUUUCCAUCGAUACUACUCCAUUGGCUCCUCCGAAUGAUACCGAUAUUCAAAAAUUUACUAGUGACGAUUAUCAUUUUAACAUGAUAAGAAAUCUCCAUUUAGCAGACUAUAUCACCAUGUUAAAUGGAUUUUCAGGGUUUUAUUCCAUAAUAAGUUGCUUAAGAUUUACUCUAACUGAUAAACCACAUUACGUUCAAAGAGCUCAUUUCUUUAUAUUUUUAGGUAUGUGUUUUGAUUUCCUUGAUGGGAGAGUAGCAAGAUUAAGAAAUAGAUCUUCUCUAAUGGGUCAAGAAUUAGAUUCAUUAGCUGAUUUAGUAUCAUUCGGUGUAGCUCCCGCUUCUGUGGCAUUCGCUAUUGGAUUUAGAACUACCAUUGAUGUCGUUAUCUUAUCUUUCUUUGUUCUUUGUGGAUUAACAAGAUUAGCAAGAUUUAAUGUCACUGUUAAUCAAUUACCAAAAGAUACUACUGGGAAAUCCAAAUAUUUUGAAGGCUUACCGAUUCCAACUAGUUUAUUAUUGGUCCUUGGAAUGGCUUUAAUGGUUCAUUAUGAUCAUAUUUUGGACAAUAUUCCAUUAGGUUUAAUAAGAGAUGGGAAAGUUUUCGAAUUCCACCCAAUUAUAUUAUUAUUCUUUAUUCAUGGAUGUGGGUUAAUUUCCAAGAGUUUGAAAAUUCCGAAAUUAUAA
Naumovozyma dairenensis CBS 421 is the source of this 801-nucleotide messenger RNA. It is a transcript of the gene CHO1, whose product is annotated as CDP-diacylglycerol-serine O-phosphatidyltransferase. The record is from RefSeq and is a predicted model, not a curated record. Lineage: Eukaryota; Fungi; Ascomycota; Saccharomycetes; Saccharomycetales; Saccharomycetaceae. The transcript has a single exon. Bases 1 to 801 code for a protein of 266 amino acids. Gene Ontology annotation, cellular component: membrane. Gene Ontology annotation, molecular function: phosphotransferase activity, for other substituted phosphate groups. Gene Ontology annotation, biological process: phospholipid biosynthetic process.